Molecule: messenger RNA, 2850 nt
Organism: Brugia malayi
Lineage: Eukaryota; Metazoa; Nematoda; Chromadorea; Rhabditida; Onchocercidae
Gene: Bma-rfc-1
Product: ATPase, AAA family protein
Exons: 20
Coding region: 1-2850 (949 amino acids)
Biological process (GO): DNA replication; DNA repair
Cellular component (GO): DNA replication factor C complex; nucleus
Molecular function (GO): DNA binding; ATP binding; DNA clamp loader activity
Source: RefSeq, a predicted model, not a curated record
AUGGAUAUUCGACGAUAUUUUGGUGGUACCGAAGGGAAAAGCGCCCUUACAGAGCUGAGAGGUAGUCAAGGUAGUCCUAUAAAAGCAGAUAAACGAUAUCAGACUACACAAAAGAAGCCAUUGAUAACUGAUAUUAUGCUCUCUGAUGCGUCUGAUGAUGAAAAUCCAUUACCACGUUCGCUACGUAAAGAGAUGCACAAGAAACGGACGAAAAAGAGGAUUAUAUUAUCAUCAGAUGAUGAUGACGACUUAAUACCAUCAGUUUCGCAAAUACGGCAUCCUAAAAGAGGGGAAAAAAUUUCUUUGAAGAAAGUGGAUAAUAAACCAGCGGAGAGUUUGUUGAAGCGCAUAUCACAUACUACUACCGAUGAUGAACUUGAUGAAAAGGAAGACAGCGACGGAUUCGUCCCGGCGCCUCCAACAAAAAAAAAGCGUUGCAGAACACCACCAGGCCAAGCGAAGCUAGAUUUUAGCUUUGCUGCUGUCAAAAAAAAGGAUUCCCCAAAAAAGAAAAAAACGACUCCUGAAUUGGAGGUGAUUAAUCCAGCCGAAUUCUUCCGCAAUUUCGGUAAAACUUCCAAAGAAAGAGAAAAAAGCAUUGAACAAAGUGGGAGCUCUACUAAGAAAACAGAUGUGCCAAAGAAAAAUAUUGAAGUGAUGAUCUCACCGCAAACCUCGCAAAGAAAACUAAAGCAAAAAGUAUCUCCAGAAAGUAAACGUAGAGGAGAAACGAUCGCUUUGAAUGAUGAGAUUUGUGAAUUAUCUCAGCCAUCAAUGCGAUCAGUUAAAAUGAAAAAAUCUCCCAAAACUGCUACGUCUGCUUCUGUUAAAUCAGUAACAAUAAAGAAGAAUGUUACUGUUUUGGAGGAAGAGAAGCGCCAAAUGCAAGGAACGAAAGAAGAAAAGGUACAGCGUGGAACAAGGAAAAAACUCGAAGUAGGUAAUGAAAAUACCGCUAAAACAAAAAAGAACAGUAUUACUAAAGAAAAAAAAGUAUCAGGAAGUCGAAUGACUGAGCAAAAAUCCUCCAAAAUGCCAAAAAUUUCAAAGAUGGAAACAUCGGAAUUUGAUGAUUCAGUGAAAAUUGAAAGUCCUACUGAAGAAGACAAGUGUUUACCAUGGGUUGACAAAUACAAACCGAGCAAUAUAAAACAUUUAGUUGGACAAAAUGGGGAAAAGUCACCAAUGAAUAAAUUGCUGGGUUGGCUGCGAAAUUGGGCAAAGAAUCAUUUAGGUGCUGGUGGUAAACAGAAAAAAGCACGGCCUCCUCCUUGGUUAGCACAAAACGAUGGUACAGCUUUCAAAGCAGUGAUGCUUAGCGGUCCACCUGGUGUUGGUAAAACUACUUGUGCUGUAAUGGCUUGUAAAGAGCUUAAACUGCGAUAUGUGGAAAAAAAUGCGUCAGAUGUGAGAAAUAAAAAAGCAUUAGAAGCACAAACAUCGGAGAUAAUCGGUUGUGAACAAAUAUACGAUUACGUAAAUGGUUCAGUCACACGUAAAAGAAACACAUCCAGCGAGAUAACGCAUGUGCUGAUUAUGGAUGAAGUGGAUGGUAUGAGUGGAAAUGAUGACAGAGCAGGGAUUGCUGAAUUAAUACAAAUGAUCAAGGAAACAUUAAUACCAAUAAUUUGUAUAUGUAAUGAUCGGCAGUCACAAAAGAUGCGUUCAUUGGUGAAUUACUGUUUUGACAUACGCUUCCAGAGACCACGUGUUGAACAGAUCCGGGCAAGAUUGCUUACAAUCGCAUGCCAAGAGCAUUUGAAAGUUGAUAAGGAAGAAAUGGAUGAAAUUAUUGAAGCUGCACAGCAUGAUGUUCGUCAAUCAAUUUACAAUUUACAACUGUUAGGCUCAGGUGGAAAUGGAAAAGAAAUGCAGAGCAAAGAUGCUGCUCUUAAUCCUUUCGAAGCAGCACGUCGUCUUUUGAAUUGUGAAACGCAAGCAUGGGAGAAACAGCAGAUGUUUUUUGUUGAUCCUUCAAUUAUGCCACUUUUUGUACAGGAAAAUUAUCCAUUUGUACAAAACUCCAAGAUGAGUAUUGGUGAACGAUUGCAUGCAUUGAAGAAAGCUGCAAACAGUAUCUCAGAGGGCGAUAUAAUCGAUCGAGUUAUUCGAACAACAGGUGCAUGGACACUGCUUAAUGAACAAGCGUUGUUUUCAUCUGUGGCACCAACUUUUUACAUGAAUGGUUAUAUGAAGGGAAUGAUUAAUUUCCCUUCAUGGUUAGGAAAGAAUUCAACAUUCAAUAAGCGUCAACGAUUGUUGCGUCAACUUGCAACUCACACCUAUCUAAAAACAUUUGCUGCAGUCCUCCCUAUGGUACUUGAUUAUGUUCCUGUUCUACGACAUAACUACUGUCGUCCACUGUUGGAUAAGGAAAACGAUGGUGUAAAUGAUGUUGUCAGCUUAUACAAAGAAUACAAUUUGAUCAAAGAUGAUAUGGAAUCAGUUGCUGAAUUGGCUGUUUGGCCAGGCAUGAAGGAUCCCGGAGUAGCUAUUCCAACUAGAGUAAAAGCAGCUCUUACACGAACGUUGAAUAAAGAACAUAUUAUUUUACCAUAUGCAUUAGAUACUUUAAUAAAAGGACGAAAGAAAUUAGUAGGAGGCUUGAAUUUGGAUAUCGAGAUGGAUGAAGAAGGCAAUUUGGUUGAGCACAUAGAUGAUGAAAAUAAUUUGGAAGAUUCGGACGGAGAAAGCGAUAAUGACGAUGCUUUUGCUGGAGUUAUAAAGAAAAAAACCAAUCCUACUAGUGAAACUAAAAAAACACGUGGCGGAAAAACUAGUGAUGGUGGUAGCCGUGGAGCACGUACUGGUCGUGGAGCUACCAGCAGAGGACGAGGUAAUAAAAAGUGA